Molecule: messenger RNA, 5211 nt
Organism: Strigops habroptila (Kakapo)
Lineage: Eukaryota; Metazoa; Chordata; Aves; Psittaciformes; Psittacidae
Gene: PLAGL2
Product: PLAG1 like zinc finger 2
Exons: 3
Coding region: 1269-2753 (494 amino acids)
Molecular function (GO): DNA-binding transcription activator activity, RNA polymerase II-specific
Source: RefSeq, a predicted model, not a curated record
UCCAACACACAUCUUGUGCACAGGUGACAUAUUCACAGCGCCAGACACCUACAGAGGAAGAAUGUUCUGAGCCACAGCGCUCCUGCACCCCGAGGAGCAGGAGUCUGUCCCGUCACACAGGGUCAUACCCAGUUCUGUUGUGAAUGGACAUUUCCAAACCUCAGUGACACGUUUUCUCAGUCAUCCCGUUUUCCCACGUUUCCAUCCCGAGGGACCCGCUCCCGGCGCUGUGGGGUUGGUGCAGUUACAGCCGUUGCCGCUUCAGCUCCUCACAACGUGCCGUGGUGCAGGUUCCUACCAGGGGCGGUUUGUUCCCUCGCAGUUGCACAUCCUGCCCACAACGGGCACUCGUGCUGCUGUGCAGGCAGGAAGUUCCUCCCUCUGAAGCAAUCAUGGAGUGAGAAAGAGCUCGAGGGUUUGAUGCUAUUUUAAGAAGAGCUUUUCGGGCAGGCAGGUUCAGUGGCAGAGCUCUCCUCUGGGCGUUUCAUUUCAGAUUACCAGUUUACGUGUUGGUAGGACCCUUUAGAACUGCAGUACUUUACCAACAAGGCAAACACAGCUCAAGAAGAACCUGCUAAGAGAGAUUAACGUAGAUCUUCAUCAGCAGAGGAGACAGGGGGUAGAUGUUGUUGAAGAGGAAACAAUUUGAGCUUCCAUUAGCAAUGGGUGAGUGUAAAAAUGGCUCAUUACUGUAGAAAACUGUAAUCCAGAGAGGCAGCCUCUGCCCCACAGCACACAAGUGAGAAUAGAAUGACUAAUCACACCCUGGAGAGAAGCAGCAUCUGUUGCCUUCCUGAAAGAGGUGCAAAGUUGCUGAUAACAGCAGGUUUUCUUCCCCAGCCCCGUUGACACACGUGUGCUAGUCAGAUUGGUUUGCUAAGAGAUGGUCUCACCAGUGCAUCAGGCUGGUAGAAGAGUGGGUGGAAAAAACCCCAUACAAGAGAACCGUGGUUUCCCUAAGAAGCUGUAGAAGGAAAUUCCAUGUAAGGAAAGAUCAAGAACAAGUAAGAAUAGACUAUGAACAUGAGAAAAGGGAAUGAGAAGCGAUCCACAAAACACAGGGGGGAAGGUGAGGUAGUUAGAGCUGCAAAGAGGGACCAGUCUACAACAUUUCAGGAGGAGAUGCAUGGAACAGGUGGAGAUGUUUUGCUGUUAAAGCAGUUUGGCCACAGAGGGAUCCAACAGGAAACUGCACUGGGACAACAUCACAGCAAGACACACGCAGGCUUGAGUUCUGCUGGACAUGGCCAUGUUCUACUAGACCUGCCAUGACGGCAUUUUUUCCCAGUGUUCCCAACUGGAUUCAAGAUGCAAAGCAGGAGGAGGAAGAGACAGGCUGGAAAUUAGUCCCCAGACCAAGAGGUGAAGAGACGGAAAGUCAGGGAAAAUGCCAGUGUGAAAUAUCAGAGGCCUCCUUCACGACCGUGGACAAGCUGAGGACUCACACGCUUCCUCACAGCGAGCAGAGGCCCUACAACUGCCCGCAGCUGCACUGUGGCAAAGCCUUUGCUUCCAAGUACAAGCUCUAUAGGCACAUGGCCACGCACUCUGCUCAGAAGCCUCAUCAGUGCAUGUACUGUGAGAAGAUGUUCCACCGGAAGGACCACCUUCGGAACCACCUCCAGACCCACGACCCCAACAAGGAGGCUCUUCACUGCCCCGAGUGCGGCAAGAACUACAACACCAAGCUGGGCUUCAGGCGGCACCUGGCCAUGCACGCGGCGGCCAGCGGGGACCUCAGCUGCAAGGUGUGCCUCCAGAGCUUCGAGAGCACCCAGGUCCUGCUGGAGCACCUCAAGGCUCAUUCUCGGCGGGCUUCUGGUGGAGCCAAGGAGAAGAAGCAUCCGUGUGACCACUGUGACAGGCGCUUCUACACCCGCAAGGACGUGCGGAGACACUUGGUGGUGCACACGGGGCGGAAGGACUUCUUGUGCCAAUACUGUGCCCAGAGGUUUGGCAGGAAGGAUCAUCUCACCAGGCACAUGAAGAAAAGCCACUCCCAGGAACUGCUGAAGAUUAAGACGGAGCCAGUUGACAUGUUGGGUCUCCUGAGCUGCAGCUCCUCUGUCGCAGUGAAAGAGGAGCUGAGUCCCGUCCUGUGCAUGGCAUCCAGAGACAUGAUAGGUGGUAAGAGCUUCCCGGGCAUGCUGCCCGUGGGCAUGUACAGCACGCAUCUCCAAACCAUGCCGAGCUCAGGGAUGCCCCAUUCUUUGGUUCCUAACUCUCUUCCGAUGGGAGUGAGCUAUCCUCUGGAGUCAUCUUCUCCCAUCUCCUCCCCACCGCAACCUCCUCCAAAGUAUCAGCUUGGAUCUACCUCAUAUUUGCCUGAGAAACUACCCAAAGUAGAGGUGGACAGCUUCUUGUCAGACUUCCCUGGCAGCCUGUCUCUCUCAUCUGGUGAGCCUCAGUCCUCUUCGCCUCAGCCACCCGCCCUGGAUGAGGCUUUGCUUUCCAAGAGCCCUGCUAACCUUUCAGAGGCUCUCUGUGCUGCUAACAUGGACUUCUCUCAUCUUCUUGGCUUCCUCCCCCUAAACCUUCCUCCUUGCAAUCCGCCUGUAUCAUCAGGGGGAUUGGUCAUGGGCUACUCACAGGGGGAGACACAGCCACUGCUUACCACUUUGCAACACCAACCUCAAGAGUCUCCUGGAGCUGGGGCCUCGCUGAACUUUGGGCCCCUUCAUUCACUGCCCCCUGUCUUCACCUCCAGCUUGAGCACAACCACGCUGCCACGUUUCCACCAGGCAUUCCAAUAAGCUGGAAACAGCACUGGAGAACAGAUCUUUCAGUCACCCUUCAGCGGAGAGCCUUAAAAACGCACAACUCUUCCCUCCCUUUGGGGUGUGAAAGCUUUGCAAAGCUGUUUCAGACGGGAGGUUUCUGAUCUCUGGAGGGAGCACUUGUAGACUGGAACGGGAGAUACCCCCCUGCGAGUCCCAGUCCUGUACAGUGAAAAGAUUUCAGCUGAGAGACUGGAUCUAUUUGAUGUGAUUUUGAAUCUGUGAAUCAGGAGCCGCGCUUAGCACUGACCUUCCCCGAGCCCCUGGAGCUGCCCCUGGUCCUCCUGGGGAAGGGACCGGCCCUGAGAAGGAGUUGAGGCUCUUUCGUCGUGGGCUAAACUUCUGAAGAGUCCAGCUUCCAUUUCAUGUUCCCACACUGCAGUUCUGGCACAGCAGCCAGCACCUCCCCAGGGAGGAGGAGAAGUCAGGAUACCCGCCCUCUAUGAAGCCAUGGGGAAGAGGCCGACCUUCCCCACUACCUCUCAUCCCCUCACCUAGCAGCUUGCUCCACCCAGCGCAGCCUACUCCACAUCAGUGUUAAGCAACGAGACCGUUUACACGGUGACUCCGGAGCCGUCGCCUCGUGCUCCGCCGCGGAGCCGUUAGGUUAAACUCAGCACAGCGCCAUUGUUUACACAACUCAGAGCUCUUCCUGCCAUUACAAAAAUAGGGGGCACCAGGAUGAUCCCUGGUGUGGGUAGAACACUGUUUACACGUGAAGUCAGGUCGCCCUGAUUUCUCUUCACUGCUCAUGUUCUUCCCCCAUGGGGAAACCCUCUGCUUCUGGACCACUGCAGCCCCUGCGCCGCCGCUUCCCGCGCGUCCCUCCGGCUGUCCACAUCUCCAGGGGAUGGAGCAGCGCUCGCAGCUGAGCUUGUUCACGUGGGGUGUGGGUAGAGCCCUCUGAGACCUCUCCCACAGGCAGGCAGAUGGUGCCUCUGUUCUGGAAACCAAAGCUGGGGGGGUAAAGCUGGGUUGGGUUUGGGCGCAUCGAGUGCUGUCAGUGAGGACAGGCCGCAGGGUCCCGUGAGAGGAGGAGCAGAGGCUGACUUUCGAGGUGGGUUUUUUACCACAGCAGUUCAGUGAGGUCAGAGCCCUUUUGGCUUAUCCGUGAAGCAGUCUCGAGGUAUGAUUUACCUCAGUCCCAGGGCGAGAACAUCCAGGAAUCAGGAGGAAAAACUGGUCCCAGCUUCACGUACGCUCUGUCGGUGUAUUUGAAGCUUUCUCCCCAACACUAAUGCUCUAACCAAGGCUGAGGGUUUGGGCUGCAGUCAGCCACCCUCUCACUUAGGAUUUGGGUCCACCAGCCUUUUAGUUCUCUCCCUCCCCAGCCUUGCCUCCUGAAGUUAAAGCCCUGCUCCCUGUCCCUCCUCUUACCUUCUCCCACAGCCUGCCUGCUGCCAAGGGGUACACUGGGAAGUGCCAGCCCCACUGCUGGUGCCAUUCAGCAUCCGCAUCACCUCCUGCUCUCGUUUCCCUGGGCACUGGUCCUGCACAUGGUAACACACAGAGGUCGAGCCCACUAUGUGUUAUUGCAGACCUCCAUACCUCAGCGUGGAGGAGCCACUGUAGGCCAACACAAACCAGGAAAUUGGUCAAUAUUGUUCUCUAUAAACGUAGAGAAUGCAAAAUCUACCUCUGCUGUGUCUCAGCUCCUCGGGUGAAGCUGAUGCUGCCCUCCCCAGAGAACAUCCCUUCUCCCUGCCCUGGAGCCCUCCGCGGGAUGGUGGCCGUGCCUCCACUGCCCAUCGGCUUCUCCCCUUCUGCUCCAGAAUGUUCUUUUGAAUUUAGCUUAGUAAUUCUUCCCAGAAUGACUGUUUAGUGAUCCACUGAUCUCCCACCAUAGAGCAGUUGUGUUAGGUUAGCCAGCAAUGCUGCAAAUACUACUUUUGUAUCAAAAUGUAAUAUAAGAUUUAUUUACCUCAGCAAUAUCCUGUGGCAAUGAUCCCCCGAGUUAAAUGCAGUACUUCCUUCUCUCCACUGGAAAACGUUGCCUUCGAAGUUCAACGAGUGCCUUCUUGUUCUCUAACAGAAAAGGUAAAUGGGGCAUUUCAGCCAGUCUUCUGUUUACCACCACUGAAUACCUCAGGCCUGUCUCCUGUUGCUUUUCUCUUUGCAGAGUUCCACACUGUUCCCAGGUAUAUGCAAACCUUCUCCCUGCCUCCAGGCAAGAGGAUUAGUAGUAUUUUUCUUUUUUAAAGUAAUGAAUGGUGAGAACUGAUCCCUUCCUGCAAGGGAGGAGUCCCAGAUUUAUGCAAUGCCUCCACACACCUUCCCCGUUCCGGAACAUCCAGCUCGCUUGCUUGGUGCCUGCAUUGUACCCUGACAGAUGUCAGCACUGGAAUUCCUUUAGCAGAGGUAGCUGAAUUAGAGCCAGGCAGCUUUUUCCUACCAGUAGUCUGUCAAAGAAUAAACGGAUUUCAUUUUGCUAUGA